AUGGUGGUCUGCAAAUUCUUCCUCCAGAACCGAUGCGCAUACGGUAACAACUGCAAGUUCGAACACCCACAGGGCGGCGCUGGUGGAGGACCAGGUCGCAGUGGCUUUGGUCAGAGCGCCUUUGCUCCACCAUCUGCGUUUGGUGGAGCAGGCAGUGGUGGAGGCAGUGCAUUCGGUCAACCCAGUGCUUUUGGCUCGACCUCCGCUUUUGGCAGUAGUGCAACAGGAGGAAGCGCGUUCGGCAGCGCAGCAAAGCCAGGAGGAAGUGCAUUUGGAACAGCAGCACCAAGUGCUUUUGGCGGACAGAGUGCGUUUGGCACUUCAGCAGGGGGUGGAAGGUCUGCUUUUGGAGCUAGUGCUGCGUCAGCGUUUGGAGGAGGAGCUGCAGCACCAAGCGCGUUUGGCUCCACUUCAACACCAACUUCGGCUUUUGGAGGGGUGAACAAACCAGGCUCAGCAUUCGGAUCGACGAGUGGCCCAACAUCAGCAUUUGGCGCACCAACGGGGCCUUCGGCUUUCGGCUCUACGUCGACUCCUUCUGCCUUUGGGUCAACUUCCACACCUUCUGCGUUCGGCUCAGCGGCAAAACCUUCAGCGUUUGGAUCUACGUCUACACCAACAUCUGCAUUCGGCGCUCCUACUGCUCCGUCAGCAUUUAGCACAACUACAGCACCUGCCUCGGCGUUCGGCUCUUCUUCAACACCUUCUGCAUUCGGCUCUUCGUCCGCGUUCGGCUCGCAGGCCCGGCCCUCCACGUUCGGUUCCACGCCUCCCACAGGUCCCGCUGCCUCGAAUCCAACGCCUUCAACUUCCGCUUCCGCUUCCGCUUCAUCAGCAAUUCCGUCAACCCUUGUUAAACUCAACCCAACCUCCCCAUUCUCCUCCAAAACCAACCAAUACGGCGACUCUAACCUCCCCGAAGUAUCUCUCACAGCCGCCUCUAUCGCCGAAGACAUGGGCACACACGGUCGACCACUAUGGAAGCUCUCCGCAUAUGGACCUGCUCGAGGGGAACCGAAUUUGAUAGCAGGCAAAGAUGUCAGUCAGGAUGAGCUUAGAGUCAUGGCGUAUCAAGCGCGGGCGGCCGGGCAGGACACGCAAUAUGCGGCACAUGAACAGAAGCUUUUCAGUGAAGCUGAUGGAGAGUACAGGCGUUUGGCCGGGAAUAGUAAUGCUGCGAUGCAGCAAGCGGAAAGGAAUAGAAGUGAGAAGAAGAGGCAGCAGCAACAAGGCGUAGCGGCACCGGGGUCAGGGACAGCGAGUGCUUUUGGUGGUGGACAAGCGAGUGCUUUCGGUGGACAGCAGCAGCAACCAGCAUCAGCGUUCGGAGGAAAUGCGUUUGGAGCCAAACCACCCGCGCAAGGAUCUGCUUUUGGUGCACCAGCUGCGGCUACAGGAAGUGCAUUUGGCCAAGCUUCAGCUUUCGGCCCGACAACACCUGCAGCGACAGGUAGUGCGUUUGGUAGCACCUCAACCUUCGGUCAACCUGCAUCGACGGGCAUCGCAUUCGGCAGCACAACAACACCAUCCGCUUUCGGAUCCACUUCCGCGCAACAAGCUUCUGCUUUUGGUAGCACUUCUACUUUGGGCUCCACCCCCAGCACCAACACCGCAACUCCAGCUCCAGGGACAGGAGGAAGCGCGUUUGGGUCCACAGCUGCACCAAGUGCCUUUGGUAGCACAACUUUAGCGUUUGGCGGGUCUGCUUUCGGUGGUGCAACAGGCGCGUUUGGCGGAGCUCCAACGACAGCAGCAGGUGGUCCUAAGGUAGAAGACCCAUACAAGAACUCAGUGCCGAAGGAAGAUCUGACGAAAGAAGUAUUGGCUGCAUUCGAAGCGGAAAAUUUCGAGUGGGGGAUGGUGCCCCUUAUCGUACCACCUAUCGAUGUUCGUUAG
Messenger RNA from Ustilago hordei, 1896 nucleotides. RefSeq lists its product as uncharacterized. The coding region runs from base 1 to 1896 and encodes 631 amino acids. Lineage: Eukaryota; Fungi; Basidiomycota; Ustilaginomycetes; Ustilaginales; Ustilaginaceae. The transcript has a single exon. The record is from RefSeq and is a predicted model, not a curated record. Gene Ontology annotation, molecular function: metal ion binding.